Messenger RNA from Cylicostephanus goldi, 245 nucleotides. NCBI's taxonomy places the organism in Eukaryota, Metazoa, Nematoda, Chromadorea, Rhabditida, Strongylidae. The record is from the annotation of a GenBank genome assembly.
AUGCUGCUGCUACUGUUCUCGCUGGUAGCCUUGGUCAACGCUGAUUCCAAGAAACUUGCUUUGAUAGAAUCGUUCACUUUCAAGUCAGCAGGUGAUACUGGAAUUACCUGUCAAGCUGUUCAGCAAGUAUACAUUGAAUCUGUCACUCCUGUACCAUUUAUAUGCGCAGGAGAUAUCAAGGAUGCUGUCAAAGGAAUGUCAAUAGGUGUACAGGUAUUUGUCAUGCUUACUAUCAGAUUUUGAAA